UGGUGCUCAUGUCUCACUCGCACAUGAAAUUCAGUCAGUCGUGUUUACUUCAUAUCACACUUUCAUCUUUCGAAAGUAAAUUUAAUGUCUUGGGCCCCCCUGUGAGGAGGGGAUGACAACCUACCGCGCUGCUGGAGCAAGUGACUCUGACGACUCGGACGACGAUUUUGACAGUCACUCACCUCUGAGAAAAAAGUUGCGAAGUUGUGAAUCUUCCUUCUUUAUUCCAGACUCGGAAUUUGACAUGGCGAAUCCACCCAUGACCUCCGUGAGACGCUAUGGAAUUGGACGAGGGAUACUCCGACAAGAUGUAAGGGAUUUUGAUGAUGCAGAAAUGCAAAAUUCCAACCGUCACCCGAAUAUAGGUCAUGGUUACUCCAUGGCUGGACAAUCAUCGAUGGAGGACAAACAGGCAGAAACGUCUCCACUCACGAUCGGCGUGGCAAUUAAUACACAAUUUGAUACUGACAAAUGCCCUCAGAAUUAUCCCAAAAGGAAAACGACUGUAAAAUCAAUGUAUCAGUAUCAGUCAGAAAGAAAUAAUGCCACUUCGGGUAAAGAUUCACAGUCAGUCUCAAGACGCCUUGCACAAAACAUUCCAGAUUCGAAAAAUGAAUGUCCACCUGGAAUGAAGACUGAUUAUUUUUUGAUGCACUCACUUUCCAAGAGUGAACAGAUGGAAUUCAUACCGCACAUUGAUCCAAUAAUGGCUGGAAUUUCAUUUUCUCACAUACGAUCGGCUUGGAAUUCUAACAAAAGUAUAUCACAAGAAUGCAAAAAUGCGUAUGUAAAGUCCACCAACCCACUCUGCUUGGGGUUGUUUCUUAUGAUGCGAAGUUUUGAUUUUGUUCAUUCGUACAAACCCGAAAAAAUUCUGUGCUGCGAAGUGAUUUGUGAAUUGAAAACGUAUCUAAGUGGCACUACCUCGUGGGAAUCACAACUGACCAAAGAUACUCAGAAAUUGGCUUUUCAUCUCGUUUUAACUUACAGGAAAAUGGAUCUCAAAAACUUGAUAGUUGAGGUCUUUAAACUUAAAGAAAUCCAAGAUGAGCUGUUUGAAGAGAUCAAACUAUUAUCGAAACGAGGUUUAUUUAAACAGGCAUUGUGGGGUUCACUUGCCUUGGAGUUAUUUUCCUUUGACAUUCAUGACUUUUUAAUGGCCAUGAUUUUACAAGAUCAAUUCAAUUAUGUGGAAGAAUACUUCAAUCACAAGGGUGCAAGACAGCUAUUACUGAGCGUGAUUGGGUUUAUUGAUCAGAUUGCUUCAAAUCGGAAUAUUGGAAACUGGUGGUCGACGUAUGCACGAAAAUACAACAUUCCAGCUACUAAAGUUCAAGCUAAAUUUACUUCGCGAACAUUGGCAAAAUUAGUGGAACGCUUUGCCAAUAAAUACAACAUUGCUCCAGCAGCGUUCCCAAAUAUCACCAAAGGCCAAAGAUUUGCGGAGAUGCGACACUUAUUUUAUAAAAAAUUCACCGAAGCCAGUUCUGACAUGAGCGAUGAAAACUUUCAAGAAGUUGUCGCGACUCUAAUCAACGACGAUUUUGACUUGACUAAGGAGGCAAUGCAUCUCAUGAACGUACAUGCGGGUGUUGAAUUUGGAGUUGGCUUUGCCAAGACGCAUAAUAUUCCUGAAGAUUGGCUACCAUCGGAUGUUCAACGAUGGCUUAAAAAUGGACCACAAAUGACGAUAAUAGAUGAAGAUUGGGAAGUCGAGACAUCUAGCUCAACGCAAUCUAUCUUUCGUACACCAACUCAGCACACUGACAGCAGCCGUAUUGCAGGACCAUCGAACGAUGAAAACCAACAUACUGCUGACACUAUUUCCACAAAUAAUACAAGCAAUUUGAACUACUCUAUUCCGUCGCAAAUUCACAUCAAAAUUGUGUCUUGCUUGGAUGAUUUCAACUUAUUCAUGCAACACAUCAAACAAGAAUUGGCGAGUAAAAAUCCCGUGUUAGUAGGUGUGGAUUCAGAAUGGCACCCGUGCCGAUCGACGACUGCUGCAGUGCUUCAACUUGCAUUUGAAAGGCAAAUAUUUCUCAUCGAUCUAUUUACAUUGAGAACGACUAUUCAAGUUACCAGCACUCCAAAUCCUUUUGAAACUAUGUUAUCUGAUUUUUUCGCUUGUGAGAAAAUCAUAAAACUUGGAUACGACAUCAAUAACGAUUUCAAAAUGUUAAGCCCAGUGUCUGAACACUGGUGUAAUCUGAAAUCAAUGUCGAAAGGCAUCCUCGAUUUGAAGACUUUACAAAUGGAUAUUCUUAGACGACGCUCAAAUUUUUUCCCCUUUUCAAAUGCUCGAUCUACAGAUCGUGGAUUAAGUGAGUUGGUGCAGAUAUGUCUUGCAAAGAGUUUGAAUAAGGGUGAGCAGUUUUCUAACUGGGAAAGAAGACCCUUGCGACAAUCUCAGAUUUCCUAUGCUGCUACGGACGCUUAUUGUCUUUUAGAGAUUUUUAAUGUCAUCACCGAAGGAGAUAAAAUAACCCCAAUUGGACUGAAUGAUUUUAUCAAAGCCACUCAAACUCAGACUUUGGAUGCCCAAAAAUGUCGAAAAUUACGGGCCCCCAUUGAAAUCAUUCAUUCAGUAUUUUCUAAUAAAAUGCAAAAUUGGUCCAGAGCGUGGUCGACUGAUGCGAAUGAGUCAACGAACAAUCCUGCUACGAGGACAGUUGAGACUGUUGAAAUCGUGUGUGAUACCAUGCUAGAGGGUCUUGGAAAAUUGUUGCGGAGUUUCGGAUUGAAAACUUUCAUCAAAGAGAGGAAUUCUGUGGAUGCAUUAUAUCCCAGUCGACUUUCUAAAUCUACUGGGACAGUUGUAAUUACUCGAGGCAAAAACCAGUACAAUGACUUGCUUUCGGUGUUAUCGACUGACCAAGUUACUUAUGUAAAUUCAAAUCUUUACACGGACCAAAUUAUCGAAGUCUUGGAUUACUUUAAAAUUGCUAUUCACCCAAGCGAUUGUCACAGAAUAUGCUUUUUCUGCAAUAAUAACGUGUUCAUCAAAGCGUCAAAAGAAUUCAUACAUAAACUUGUUCAGCGUCGGGGUUAUAAAAAAUCAAAGAUGUUAACGGACGAUGCCUUGUCGUCUGUAGUUCAUAGACCUCCAUUGGAAAUGAUUAUUUGUGUAGACGAUGCAUUGAGGAGAUGGUGUCUACGUCCUGAGAAAGACAUUGUCAUCAAAGGAUCCGAAAACAGGAUGACGCCUAUUGCAUUUACUCCGUCAGGAAAACAAAUUGAAAUCAAUCGAAUCAAUCCUCAUCUUUUGGAUUCCUAUAUUGACGAAUUUCUUUACAUUUGUGAUUCUUGCGGUCUUUGUUACUGGAGUAGCAAACAAAUUGAGGAAAUGAUGCUCAACGAUAAAUCUCAAGCUCAAAUGAAACCCUCAAGUGAGACCUUGGUGCGAAAUGAUUAAUUUCAACAAUAUUUUAAGACUGACCAUAUGCGUUUGUACUAGUGUGACGAGUAUGUGAUGCAACUAUAUAUUUUCAAAUAUUGAUAUAAUUUUACACUUGAGUACAAACUUUGUAUACAUACAUAUUAGAUAAUUUUAGUCAGAUAAGAUACAUAUUUUUUGCAAAUAGUUUUCCGAAUUUGCAAUGCAUUAGUGUAGUCGGAUUAUGUAUCUCCUCCAUGAUGUUCAAGAAUUACUUUAUUUAUUGACAUAGUCUUAUUUUACCACUUAUAAUUUCCUAAACUAUAAUACUAUACUUAUAAUAAUAGGUCAUAAUAAAGUGAAAUACAUUUCGGAAAUUGUUGGAA
This is a messenger RNA of Folsomia candida, 3762 nucleotides long. It is a transcript of the gene Nbr, whose product is annotated as exonuclease mut-7 homolog. NCBI's taxonomy places the organism in Eukaryota, Metazoa, Arthropoda, Collembola, Entomobryomorpha, Isotomidae. Gene Ontology annotation, molecular function: 3'-5' exonuclease activity; nucleic acid binding. The transcript has 16 exons. Gene Ontology annotation, biological process: nucleobase-containing compound metabolic process. The record is from RefSeq and is a predicted model, not a curated record. The coding region runs from base 113 to 3415 and encodes 1100 amino acids.